Molecule: messenger RNA, 755 nt
Organism: Oppia nitens
Lineage: Eukaryota; Metazoa; Arthropoda; Arachnida; Sarcoptiformes; Oppiidae
Product: metallo-beta-lactamase domain-containing protein 1-like
Exons: 1
Coding region: 105-713 (202 amino acids)
Source: RefSeq, a predicted model, not a curated record
UUGCAUUAUUUAUGAUAAUUUGUUGUCAUUUUUAUGUUUAGUAUUCAUAUUAUAGGCAAUAGUUUAGUGCAAUAAUUAUAGUCAAAUCAUUUAACUAUUAAGUAAUGUCUAAUCGUAUUGAUGUUAUCAAAGAGGGUUACAGCCGAUGGCUAACCGCAGACACAAUGGCCGCAAACGCAACUUCAGUACUGAUCCGAUCAAAUGAUAACCAAAUGAAUGUUGUUUUCGAUACAUUGAGUCCAUGGGACAGACAAUACAUGAUCGACAAGUUGGCCACUUUUGGCAUCAAUUGCGAUGACAUCAAUGCGUUGGUCUGCAGUCACACUCACGUCGACCACAUCGGUAAUCUCAACCUCUUUACCAAAUGUCAACAUUAUGUCGGGGAUCACGUCUAUCGAGAAGAUGUCUACCAACUGACGCCAUUUCAAGACAGUCAUUGCAUUCAAUUAUCAAGAGAUAUGCAGAUCGUUGCCACUCCGGGACAUACAAUGGACAGUAUAAGUCUAGUCGUACAUAAUGUCGAUAAACUGGGAACCGUUGGCUUAUGUGGUGAUCUAUUUGAGUGUCAAAAUGAUCUGACAGAUGAAUCCAUUUGGAUAUCUGCCGGCAGUCAGGAUGUGGCCAAACAGCGACAUCACCGCCAAGUGAUGCUAUCGAUGUGUGACCACAUAAUGCCCGGACACGGGUCGGUGUUUAAGGUGACCAAAGUGUAAGCCAAUGGUGUUAUUGGUUUCAGUGCUUCUCAUAACUGAUUG